GCUUAGCAAAGUGCCUAGCACAUAGUAGGUGCUUAUUAAAUGUCUAUUGACUGACUACAAGAAUAUAACUUAUCUGUGAGACAGAACAUUUCUUAUUAGGAAGAUUGGUGCCCAGAGGCUGAGAGAGACCCAGAAAGACUGUAAUCCCAGAAACUCAAAUGUCAUUUGGGGUCUCUGAGACCCCUUUCAGGGGGUCUUUUUCACAAGGGAUCAAUAGAACUUAAUUUAAAUAAACAUUUGUGCUCUAUACAAGGUCAAAAGUAUUUUAAUAAUAAUACUGUUUUCAUUUUGAAUAAAGUAAAUAUAAGAUGUACCUGAGGCAGCUCAAACUGGCAAAGUAAAUUGUUGAUUUUAGUGUGACCACUUACACUUCAGAAAUCUCUGAAUACUACAAAUUGAGGCUUGAUUUAUCAUUUUUGUUGAUUAUCUAGACAUUAGGACAAUGAUAAAACAAAUGUUAACUAUUCAGAUUAAACUUAAGGCUGUUACUUUUUUUUUUCCUUUUGGAGAGCUAAUUGUCAAAUAAUUACCAGCACACCAUUGGAUAUAACCUACAUUUUUUUAUAAAGCUCAAUAAAAGGGUCUUAAAGGGAUCCAGAGAUCAAUGAAAUAGAGAACCAUUGUCCUAGACUAAGCCUUAACCCAGGAAAUAGAGAAGGGAGACAGCAAGGUCCUCGAUGGGUUCUAUGAUCUCAGUAGCUUCUGGGUGGGCGUGGCUUGAAUGCUGAGAGGGUAUUUGUCAUCAGAAUUACAAGGUGGCUGAUUAUUUGCCAAGUGCCUCUUGUCUAUGGCAGAAGGGAGAAUUAGAAGAGGACUGAAAUUUUGGAGGAGACAGUUUACUUCUGACACUGCUCCUAGACUCAGAGCUGUGAAGACAGGUGAAACAUAAAACACCUUUGUCCAUGCCAGAAGUGGGGAUUGGACACUGAACAGCACAUCAGCAAUUAGAGAAUGAGGGCCAGGCAGUGACUCUGCAAUUUACUAAAGGAAUGAUUAACACCUUCUGGAAAAACAGAAAGAAACCAAAGUGUUAACAUGAUUCCCUGGUCCUAAACUUUUCUUCUCAACUGGUUUAUCAGUUUUCAUUAUCAUCAUCACCAUCACUAUAACCAUUAUCAUAUUCAUCAUCAAUGGCAUCAUUAUCCCGAUCAUCUGUAUCCCCAAAAUCACCAUCUUCAUUACUAUCACUGUCGUCAUCUCUGUUACUAAACUCAUCCUCACCAGCAGCAGCUUUACCUACAAUGCAUUCACCAAGAUCAUCUUCACCUGCACAAUCACCCACAUCAACCCCAUCAUCUUCAUCUCCAAGCCUGUCAUCCCUUUCAACUCCACCAUCCCCAUGUUCACCACCAUCAACCCCAGCACUGUCAUGUUUUUUACCCCCACAAACCCUAUCUUCACCCCUUUCAACUCCCUCACUAUCACCCACUUUACUCUCACCAUGCCCAUCUUCUCCCCCAUCAACAGCCUCACUAUCCCCAUCCUUAUCCUCAGCAUCUUCACUUCCGUCAACCACCUCACCAUUACCUUCUUUACCCUCACCAUGCCCAUCUUCACCUUCAUCAGCCCCCUCACUAUUCCCUUCUUUACCCUCACCAAAUCCAUCUUCACCUCCAUCAACCUCCUCACCAUUCCCAUCUUCACCUCCAUCAACCCCCUCACCAUCACCCUCUUUACCCUCACCAUUCCCAACUUCACCCCCAUCAACCUCCUCACAAUCACCCUCUUCACCCCCAUUGUCCCCUCCUUUAUCUCAAUAUCCAUCUUCCCCCCUAGUCUCACUCUCUUCACUCCCAUCAUCUUCCUCAUCUCUAUCAUCUCCACCUUGUUCCCCUCUAUUAUCCUCAAAAAUACCAUCUCCAUCUCAAGCACCAGAGACUGCACAGGUAUCACUAUCACAAACAUCACUAUCAUCCGUAUCUUUUUCAUCAUCAUCAUCAUCAACAUCACCACCAUUGCCACCAUCAUCACCUUCACCACCACCACCACCACCACCCUCACCACCACCCUCACCACCACCCUCACCACCACCCUCACCACCUCCAUCUUUAUUCCCAUCAUACCCAGCAGCAGCAGAGUCACAGACGUUAUUGCCCUCUUUCUCAUCAUUAGAAGUAUCAAGUGUACCAUCAUUACAAUCAUUACCCUCACCACCAGCACUUCCAGGAUUAAAACUGUCAUUGACACCAUCACCCCCCUCACAGUUACCACCACCAGUGCCACAACCAGCAUUACCUUUACCAUCACCAGCAUCGCCACCUGAGCAUAAGCACCAUUAUCAUCGAACUCACCAUCCCCAUCAAAGACAUCAUUAUCACCAUUGCCUUCAUCACCUUAAGGGUCAUCACCAGCAACAACAUCCCCAUCAAAGACGUCAUCUCCAUCAACAUCGACAUCACCUUACCUGUCAUAACCACCAACACAGACAUCGAACUUGUCCUAAAAUUUCACCAUCAAUAUUACUCCCUGACCAUAAGAAACACAGAAAAGUUGCAUGGUAGCUCUCUUAUAAUCUGUAUUAUUAGACUUCCAUCUUUGGAGACUAAUGGAAAUCAGGCUUUGGAAUGGAUGGACCUUGGGCAGCAGAUUUAUAAGAAAUGAAAAGGAUUCUCUUUCUUCUCUAUCUCUCCUCAGUAUGUUUUUCUCAGCUUCAUUGCUGAGGGUAAGGUGGAAAGCAGAACAGUCAUAGUGAAUUAGUGUAUUACCUAAGGGAAAUGCUAAAGUAAGGGAAGCAAAGGAAGCAGAAAGGAGCCACUGAACCUGAUGACUACUGAAAAGAAGGUUGAUAUAGUUGGUCUAAGUCAGCUUCCUCUCUCCAGUGAUGUGUUAAUCCUAAACUUGACUCAUACCUAUUGAAGAAUACUUCAUUUAGGUGGCCACUGACACUCAAACAAGCAUGUAAUUGUCUGGAAUUCCUGCCUGCCUUUGAAAAGCUCUCUUAUCUAUUUGAAGACUAUGCAGCCUAACUCACCACUACAGUCAGAAGAUUGAUAUUGCAGAUUAUAGCAGGUCUGCCAGAUUUGAUGUGCUUGGAGACAUAAUGUCACAACAAAUCCUGAUACUCCAGAACACUCACAAUCAGGAUAAAAUGGGGAUGAAGUGAAUACAGCAUAUAAGUCUGACUUAAGAUAAUGUUGAGGCUGAGUCCUCAGGGAAGGUGAAUGAGACUUUGGAGGCCAUUGGUAAUUCUCAGAAACAUUCAGAAUGUGUUAACAAAUGACUUGAAAGGUGGCAACCCAAUGCAAAUGUAUCUCUUCUCAGGAACACCCAACUGGGCACUGUCUAAUAAGCAUAAAUGAGAAUCUUCCCUAUAAUUUGACCUUCACAUUAUUAAAGCUAGAAGUUGUUCAUUUCAGAUAUAGAUCUAUUUCUCCUCCCUAAACUACUAUCAUCUUUGUCUAAUAUUCUAUCCCCUUCAUACAGAUCAGCCUUUAUUCAUGUUUUGCCCCCUGAGCUGCUUCAUUGGAGAUGUCACUUUCCCUUCUCUCCACCAGUGAAAAUCCAAGUUGUCCAUCAAGGCCCAGCCCAAAUGCUACCUCCUCCAGGACCCUGCUCAUGACUACUUCAACUAUAUUAUUUCCUGCUCUUAUAUUUUGUACCACAGGAUUUAUUUGAUUUCUAUAUUAUAUUCUUUCUUCUUU
Monodelphis domestica (gray short-tailed opossum) is the source of this 3641-nucleotide messenger RNA. Lineage: Eukaryota; Metazoa; Chordata; Mammalia; Didelphimorphia; Didelphidae. The record is from RefSeq and is a predicted model, not a curated record.